AACAUUUUGACAGCGUGCCUCAACCAGCCCAAAUUAUGAUUCAAGCUACCCUGGUGCUUGCCUUGCAAAAUGCCGGCUGCAGCCACCAUGCCGAAACCCUUGGCCUAGGGCUCUACCAGGAACUGGGGCAGAAAGAUGCAAGUGACCUCCUGUUGACAAUGAUAAAGAUCCUGGACACAGCUAAACCUACAGGUGAAAAUACAAGCUUUGCUGCCCUACAGUUCAAUUUGGACCAGUUAGCCCAGAAACAAACUUUCCACUGCCGAGGCCUGAUGCAGGUCGAUGGAGCUCUCCUCCAUGGCCAGGUGUACCGUGAAUAUAAGUGGUUUCCAACAGCUGCUGACGCCUGUCACCGUUUAGGGAAUGUUUGUGGAGGAGUUAUCACCAACGGCAGCAGUUCCUUCCAAGUGGUGCUUAGAAAUGGCAGCUACUUCUGGCCACAGCAUGGUUCUCAUUCCUGGCUUCAUGAAUGUUACACUCAGGCACGCAUGCGACGUUCAUCACUAGAACACUGUGUAAAUGUAACAGAUCAAAGGGCACACAAGAUUGUGGGGUUCAUACCUGGAGUCAGCACUCUAUAUAACUUUGCAACCAGCAUAUACUACUAUACUCAAGACUGCAUUGACUUGGCCAAGAAGCGUGCUCAAGAGGGGGCCAUUGACCUGGGUUUUGAUGCCUUGGUUGCUCUCACUGGUGGGGCUGCGACUCCCUUAAGGAUGGGGGUUGCUAUAGCAGUGAAACCAGUGUUCAUAAAAGGGGCAGAGGCUCUAAUUGACAAUUUUCAAAAGGAAGAGCAACCACCGUAUCCAGUCCCCACCAAUGUCAGUGAUUCAAACAUCAAAACCUAAUCCAAGCAUUCUCAAACUUUGCUACAAUCACCUACCGGUAAAUAUAAUAAAUGAGUAGGUACAACCCAUCCAAUAAAAUUUCUGAUUUGAUUCUGUUGGAGUUAAGUCUGAGCAAGAAAUAAAAGUAUCUCUGAAAUAAUUAAAUUUUAAUCUAUAUAAUUACCAUGAUUCUUGAACUUGAUAGGUUCAGGCAAUUAACCAAGGACCAGAGCAGGGACCAAAGAUUGAUUUUGACAGCCCUAAAACUUUACUUAUCCAAGUCUGAACAGCUUUUUUUAAAGAAAAACCUGAUACUUUACAUUAUUUCCCCAGCCUGCAGUCUUUCCCCAGCCUGAAGGAUACUGUUUACAAUCUAUUAGCUUCCCCAGUCUUUGUCCAAAACUGUUUGAACCCAUCUGUGAAUUGUUGUCAGAAUUCUGUUGUCCCGUAUUAAUUCUAAUUAUGGCUGGAAAAGGACAACACCAUUACUCCUAUUUUCACUAUUUCAAAGAAAUGUGAUCAAGAGCCACUCAUGCCAGAACACUGGUGAAUGGGAAUAUUUUCUCCAGAAGUUAUUUCCUUUAAUAUUUAAUAAUAUCCACAAACGUGUGGGAGGGGGAUUGCAAGGUUUCCAAAAAAAAAAACCCAACAACAACCAGCUAUAAGGCUCGAUUGUGAAAUGCUGGCUGUUGAGGGAACAAAUAAUUGGGGGAGGUAGAAUGGAUUAGACAAACUGGAUUUCUGUUCUACAAUACUUUAUUCAGAAUAUUUUAUUAUAGGUCUCCCAUCUUUGAAGAAAAUGGGGGAGGGGGAAGGAGAAUGUGUAUACACCGCAGGUUUACUCUAAUAUUCCCAGAGUCCUCACAGUUAUAUGUGAAGAUAGAUAAUUAAUCAAGAAACUCAUCAGGAAUCCUCUCAAAAGGAAUAGUGCCUUGCUUUUCUUGCUAUUGUAAGUUAGCACCGACCCACCCCUCUCCUAGGAAAAUGAGAUAUUUUAUG
Messenger RNA from Thamnophis sirtalis, 1826 nucleotides. The record is from RefSeq and is a predicted model, not a curated record. NCBI's taxonomy places the organism in Eukaryota, Metazoa, Chordata, Lepidosauria, Squamata, Natricidae.